AUGGUGUAUGGGUUGGGAGAUAAUAGUUAUGGAUGUCUUGGAUUGGGUCACAACAAGUCCAUACAAUCACCACAACUUAUACCACAAUUAUGUCAUCAAAAGAUUCAGACAUUUAUUACUGGAUAUGACUUUGUGUUGGCUAUGAAUAGUGUUAACCAUAUCCAUAGUUGGGGUCGCUAUGUGUGGGGACAGUUGGGUAGAGAUGUGACACAAGAAAAGGUUUAUUCAAAACCCGAGAGAAUAUCGUUUUUCGACGACAAAGAUGUCCAACAAAUCAGUUGUGGUGGUCAUCACUCACUGGCCCUCACAUCCAAUGGACAGGUGUAUGGGUGGGGAUGUAAUGAAUACGGAGAGAUUGGUUGUGAGGACCAAAGAAAUAUUUUGACAAAAAAGAAACCGAAAGUGUAUUAAAAGAAGUACAGAAUUUAGAAAACGUGAGCUCACAAUAUGUGGUCCAAUAUUACCACUCAUGGCGUGAACCGCAAUAUUUUUACAUUCAAAUGGAGUUCUGUUCACAGAAUUUACAGAAUAUUCUCAAAGUUAAGUCACAAGUAUUUAAGAGACAAUCGGGAGAUCCCAUGGAUUUAUACGAGUAUUUCGUUUCGUGUGAAAUAUUUAGACAGAUCUUAGAAAGCGUUCAAUAUUUACAUAAAUUGAAUCCACAGAUCAUUCACAGAGACCUCAAACCCGACAAUAUAUUGAUUGCACACAACGUAAGGAACGGCAGGUUUUUGAAAUUAUGUGACUUCGGUUUGGCUACAUUUCACGACAAACGCAUUCAUUACAUAACUAAACACAAACAUACGGCAGAUAUCGGUGACAUGAGAUAUCAAGCUCCGGAAAUUGUUCGGGGUAGAAAAUAUGGACAUAAAUCAGAUAUUUAUAGCCUGGCACUAAUCGGUGGUGAGUUAUUUGACGUGGAUGUUGUACUUAUUGAACCACAAAGCUCAAAAUCAUAUUCAUCAAAUAAAAAUCUUAAUGCACAAGUGUCCGAAUUAUACAAACUAUUAUCGGCAAUGAUUUUGCAUAAUUGGACUAAACGUCCGGAAUGUAGUGAAGUGUUACACAAAUAUAACGAGUGGUCUAUCGAUAGGAAUAUUCU
Oppiella nova is the source of this 1102-nucleotide messenger RNA. Lineage: Eukaryota; Metazoa; Arthropoda; Arachnida; Sarcoptiformes; Oppiidae. The record is from the annotation of a GenBank genome assembly.